AUGCAAUCAUCAUUAUCAACAUUAAAUAUAUCAAAGUUGAUAUCAACAGGAUUACCAUCAUUACUAUUAGCAUCGUCUGCACUGUACAUUGGUUAUAGUCUAUAUCAAAGAAAGCAGACAGAUGAUAACCUUAAAAAGAAUAUCUAUAUUGAACCAAUCAUUGAUUCAUUACUAGAUCAUUUUAAACAACAGCAACAACAACAACAACAACCAAUAGAUAAUAAUAAUACAAUCGAUAUUAUUCUAAUACAUGAUAAUGAAAUUGAUAAUGAAUUGAUAGAUGAAAUAGCACAAAAGUUGUAUAAAUCAUUUACUGCAAGUGGAAGCAAUGUAUAUAGAGAGUGGUUGAAUAGAAUGAAUAAGACAGUCAGUGUUUUCAGUAUAACAAAAGAGGAGUUCGUGCACUACAACCAAUACAAUGCAAACAGAACAUCUAUAACAGCAAUCGUCAACAUAGAGAGUAGCUACCCAACAUCAAUUACAACACAACUCUCACUGUGUUCGAAAUCUGCUAAACUACUGCUGUUAAAUCAUCCUUUUAUUACUAUAUUUAAUCAUAAGAUUUCAACAUCCGACAACAAAAACACCAGCACAACAAACAACAAUACCGAUAUUGAAUUACCACUAAAUACAUCGGAAAUACAGACUAUCUAUAAUUUAUCUGGUUUCAGCAAUGUAAAAAUAACACAAUUUGUAAAUGGUCAUCCGAUGACCUUAUUAACUUCGACAUCACCCAAUUGGAAAGUUGGUGUAUCCGAUACAAUUAAAUUAUCUUGA
Messenger RNA from Heterostelium album PN500, 777 nucleotides. RefSeq lists its product as uncharacterized. The record is from RefSeq and is a predicted model, not a curated record. The transcript has 2 exons. Lineage: Eukaryota; Evosea; Eumycetozoa; Acytosteliales; Acytosteliaceae. Bases 1 to 777 code for a protein of 258 amino acids.